AUGGCGAAGGGUGCCAACCCCACAACCCCCCGGCCGGGUGCCGGGGAAGUCCCAGUCACCUUCGAGCGUCAUCCCGACUUCUAUUUCGACGACGGGGACAUUGUCUUACAAGCCGAACUCCCGUCCAGCCCGGAACGAUGCACCUUCCAGCUGUACUGCGUCCACACCACAAUUCUGAGGUUUCACUCAGACUUUUUCUCCAACCUAUUCGCCGACGCAUAUCCCGGCCAGGAGCAGAGCUUCGAGGGCCUACCGCUCGUGCACAUGUCUGACAAGCCAGAGGAUAUCGUCAGCCUCCUCUCAUACGUAUACAACCCCUCCGAGUAUCUACUGCGGCCGUGCCACUCCGAUACUCCUCUUGAGCUUCACGGCGCGGUCAGACUCGCCAGCAAGUACGUCAUGGACGAGGUACGCUUGGCUAUAAUCAAGAGAGUCACGAUGAAUUGGCCGAUAAGCCUCGACGACUGGGACCUCCGCGAGGGCGUGAAUGCGGUUUUCAAUCGGCUUAUCCGUCAGCGCGGUCGACACAUCGCCGCCAAUGCUUGGGCGGAUCGCGCGCUGGAGCCCAUGGGUGCCAUCGUGUUUGCGCAGGAGCAUGGCUGCACGGAGAUAUUGCCCGCUGCCUUCUACAUGCUCGCGUCCAUCGACAUUGACAACGACUGGGACUCCACCGGGACCGGCGCACAGGAGUAUACGGAGCCGCCGCGGGGCGCGAGGUGGUCGCUGUGCAAUAGGGACAACCUCGUUCGCUGGGUCAAGGGACGGAAGGCGCUCGAAACGUACCACACUUCUAUCGAGAUUGCCCUGACCGAUGGCGAGAUGCUGAGGGAAGACUGUAUCCCGUGGUGGACACGCAACUUUCCCGACCCCUGGGACGAGCCUUCUGUCGACCGGGAUAUGUACCCAUGCCUGCACCUUCUUUGGACGCUCCGAGACGUCGUAUGGGGGAAGAAGCUCGCGAACUACGAUCUGUUGGGACAACUGUCAAAGCUGAACACGCACGACUUGGAUCCCCACACGGCGAACAAGAUCAAGAAAAUUUGCCCAGAGACAUUCUGUUUCGGCUGUCAACACAACUUCGAUAAUUGGCUCGACGAGAAGCGGCAUAAGUUAUGGACGUCUCUCUCCGGAUUCUUUGACCUCAAGAAGUAA
Messenger RNA from Trametes versicolor FP-101664 SS1, 1152 nucleotides. RefSeq lists its product as uncharacterized. NCBI's taxonomy places the organism in Eukaryota, Fungi, Basidiomycota, Agaricomycetes, Polyporales, Polyporaceae. Bases 1 to 1152 code for a protein of 383 amino acids. The record is from RefSeq and is a predicted model, not a curated record. The transcript is spliced from 2 exons. Gene Ontology annotation, molecular function: protein binding.